GUGACCUUAAAAUUUUGUUUCUAAGCAAAGUCUUUGCACAAGAGAAAAUGGAGAAACUCAUGUCAAUAAGGAGAGACUUGGAAUCCGUACCAGAUUCCUACAUAUUGCCACCAGAUAGUAGACCCGGGGAGACCGAAGUUCCUCUAUGUAAGACCAUUCCUGUGAUUGAUUGUAAAGGAGAAUUUGGACGCGACCCCACGAAACUGAUUCAGCAAAUCAUAGAAGCUAGUACAGAAUUUGGACUUUUUCAGUUGAUUAAUCAUGGGGUUGAAGAGAAGCUAUUGCAAGAUGCAUUAAAAGUGGCAAAGGAGUUUUUUGGGCUGCCUGAUGAGGACAAAGCAAUUCUCUUCUCAGAUGACCCCAAGAAAAGUUGUAGGCUAUACACAAGCAUUGACUAUAUGAAAGAGGAGGUACAUUACUGGAGGGAUAGUUUGAGACACCCUUGUCAUCCUCUAGAGGAACACAGGCAAUUUUGGCCUGAAAAGCCCGCACAAUAUCGAGAUGUGAUGGGAAGUUACUCAGCUGAGGUGAGGAAGCUGAGUUUGUAUCUUUUGGAUAUGAUUUGUGAUGGAUUAGGACUUGAACCAGGAUACUUUAGAAACUCAACUCAACUCACUGAGGUCCAGCUUAUGGCUGCUAACCAUUAUCCGCCGUGCCCGGAUCCUAGCUUAACCUUGGGAUUGCCUAAACAUGGUGAUUUUAAUCUAAUAACCAUUCUUCUUCAAGAAAUGGAUGGUCUUCAAGUACUAAAAGAUGGUCAAUGGCUUGCAGUUGAGCCUCUCCCUAAUGCAUUUGUGGUCAACAUAGGCCACACUUUGCAGAUUAUCAGCAAUGGGAAGCUAAAAAGUGCUGAACACAGAGUUGUGACAAACCGAAAGCUUGCUCGGACAACGGUAACAAGCUUCAUUGCUCCUUCAAAUAGCUGCCAAAUUGAACCUGCAAAAGAGCUUGUCAAGAAGUUUAUUCCUCCACUCUAUAGAGCAUUCACAUACAAAGAUUUUCUUGCCACUUAUGUAACAGAUACUUAUCAGAGAAAACCACCACUUGAGCGCUAUAAGUUCCAAAUUUAG
Morus notabilis is the source of this 1070-nucleotide messenger RNA. RefSeq names its product hyoscyamine 6-dioxygenase. The transcript has 4 exons. Lineage: Eukaryota; Viridiplantae; Streptophyta; Magnoliopsida; Rosales; Moraceae. The coding region runs from base 48 to 1070 and encodes 340 amino acids. The record is from RefSeq and is a predicted model, not a curated record.